This is a messenger RNA of Brachypodium distachyon (stiff brome), 1916 nucleotides long. RefSeq names its product calcium-dependent protein kinase 5. Gene Ontology annotation, molecular function: calmodulin binding; calcium-dependent protein serine/threonine kinase activity; calcium/calmodulin-dependent protein kinase activity. Gene Ontology annotation, biological process: intracellular signal transduction; peptidyl-serine phosphorylation; protein autophosphorylation. Gene Ontology annotation, cellular component: cytoplasm; nucleus. The transcript is spliced from 7 exons. The record is from RefSeq and is a predicted model, not a curated record. The coding region runs from base 1 to 1671 and encodes 556 amino acids. Lineage: Eukaryota; Viridiplantae; Streptophyta; Magnoliopsida; Poales; Poaceae.
AUGGGCAACACGUGCGGCGUCACCUUUAGAUCCAUGUACUUCUCCAGCUUCCGCGGCGCCUCGCAGCGCCACGACCCGGAGUACGCGCCCAUCGCCGCCGCCGCCGCCGAUGACCCGCCUGGCAAGCGGCCGUCGCGUCCGGCAGCUGCGGGACCUGACGGUUCCCUGGCGGCGGCCGCGGCGGACGAUGCGCCGCCGCCUCCCGCCUCCGCCAUGCGCAGGGGCGCGCUCGCCCCCGCGGAGCUGACGGCCAACGUGCUCGGCCACCCCACCCCGAGCCUCCACGACCACUACCUGCUCGGCCGAAAGCUCGGGCAGGGGCAGUUCGGCACCACCUACCUCUGCACCCACCGAGCCACGGGGGUGGAUUACGCCUGCAAGUCGAUCGGCAAGCGCAAGCUCAUCACCAAGGAGGACGUCGAGGAUGUGCGCCGCGAGAUCCAGAUCAUGCACCACCUCGCCGGCCACCGGAACGUCGUCGCCAUCAAGGGCGCCUACGAGGACCAGGCCUACGUCCACAUCGUCAUGGAGCUCUGCGCGGGCGGCGAGCUGUUCGACCGCAUCAUAAAGCGGGGGCAUUACAGCGAGCGCAAGGCGGCCGAGCUCACGCGCAUCGUUGUAGGGGUUGUCGAGGCGUGCCACUCGCUUGGGGUCAUGCACAGGGACCUCAAACCUGAAAACUUCUUGCUGGCGAACAAGGAUGACGACAUGUCGCUUAAGGCCAUCGAUUUCGGCCUCUCUGUGUUCUUCAAGCCCGGUCAAGUGUUCACAGAUGUUGUUGGAAGUCCUUACUACGUAGCUCCAGAAGUGCUGCGCAAAUCUUAUGGGCCAGAAGCUGAUGUAUGGACAGCUGGUGUAAUUCUUUACAUACUACUAAGUGGUGUACCACCAUUUUGGGCAGAGACACAGCAAGGAAUAUUUGACGCAGUAUUAAAAGGCACUAUUGAUUUUGACUGCGAUCCCUGGCCUGUUAUUUCUGAAAGUGCGAAGGAUCUUAUAAGAAGAAUGUUGAAUCCUCAUCCUGCAGAACGUCUAACUGCUCAUGAAGUUCUAUGCCAUCCUUGGAUUUGUGAUCAGGGAGUUGCUCCUGAUCGACCACUUGAUCCUGCUGUCCUUUCGCGCAUUAAGCAGUUCUCAGCAAUGAAUAAGUUGAAGAAGAUGGCUUUGCGAGUAAUUGCUGAGAGCCUUUCAGAAGAGGAGAUUGCGGGAUUAAAAGAAAUGUUUGAGGCAAUGGACACAGAUAACAGCGGUGCAAUUACAUAUGAUGAGCUGAAAGAGGGCAUGAGAAAGUAUGGUUCAACAUUAAAAGAUACUGAGAUUCGUGAUCUUAUGGAAGCAGCAGAUGUGGACAACAGUGGAACCAUUGAUUACAUAGAAUUCAUUGCUGCUACGCUGCAUCUCAAUAAACUAGAACGAGAGGAACAUCUAGUGGCAGCCUUUUCUUAUUUUGACAAGGAUGGCAGUGGUUACAUUACAGUGGAUGAGCUCCAGCAAGCUUGCAAAGAGCAUAACAUGCCAGAUGCUUUUCUUGAUGAUGUCAUAAUAGAAGCUGAUCAGGAUAAUGAUGGUCGAAUUGAUUAUGGGGAGUUCGUCGCCAUGAUGACAAAGGGCAAUAUGGGGGUUGGAAGAAGAACAAUGAGAAACAGCCUGAAUAUUAGCAUGACUGCAUGAGAAAUGCACCUGGCUGACGCUGAGCAUCCACGAAGUACAGCUUGUGGAGCUGAUUUAAUCUCCUGCUAUACGGAAGCUGCCUACAGUUUUUGUACCCUGUCAGUUGUAGGUGUGGAUAUGUGUUUUAGGCGAUUCUUAUUGUUUGUCUAAUCUAACUCCUGUUAUUUCGUUGAUGAAAUGUGGGGGAGGUGGUCUCGCAAUUCUGCAAAUGUUCAUAAUGUGGUCGCUUGAUUUCUGCGAUGCUU